AUGAGCUGCACCCGGGCUGUUCGGUCGCUGCCGCUGCAGGUUCACACAAGCCUUUCCUGGUUCUCUCUGUUGCCGUUGGCAUACACGAUCCGCUCCUGGUCCCUUCUGGUGCUGCCGUCCCUGGCACACAUUGCCACUGUCCCGCUACUCUGCCAGAGUGUCGAGUUUGAGAUCUUCCUGGUCUUUGUGUGGCCCAGUAGUGGGAGAGUGGCAGCGCGCUCUGGGAGCAGAGGCACCGGAGGGGACUGGGAGCAGAACAGGUGUGCCGGUGGUGCCAGUGGGGACCGGGAGUGGCUCGUACAAGCCCGCCUCGGCAGCAACCGAACAGUCAGGGUGUGGGGCGUGCGAGCCGGUGGCAGUGGCACCAGAGGAGCCUGGGAGAGGUUCACAUGGGAGAGGCCUACGCACACCUGCAGCAGUGCCAGAGGGAGCAGCUGCGCUCCCCACACACAACCAAAAUUCCAGCCGGAUGCAAAGUCACCUGGACCAGACCUAAAGGCCCCUGAUGGCACACAGCUACCCGCUGCUGAAGAUAAUAAUUCUACCUUUGAAUGCUUUCAGUUAAAGAUGUCCAGGAAGAUGCCUAUCCAUGGAAAUGUUCCCAACUGGGCAAAAAAAAGGAAAGUUCUUGCAGUAGUCUAUCAGGGAGCUACCAGAAUUCAACUUGUAAGAUACCUGAGUGAUGACAAGAUUGUGAGAUUAGAGGUAUCAUGAACUCUCAGUGACAAGCAAAACUCACAGCAAAAGUUAAAGGAAAAGCAGAGCCACAACCAUUCUCCAGAUCCAAAUACAAUCAUGGAUAACAAGCAUCACAGAAAUGCCAGCCAAAAAAUUUCCAUCUGUAGGAGUCAUUGCAAGGACUAUAGAUACCUACAGAGUUUCCAGAGUUUUGGGUCUCAAAUGAAUCCUAUUCAUCUCCUAAGUGCUGAUGAUUAUACCUCUGAAGUCUCAGCACCUGUCUGUCACCCCACUUCCAUGAGCCUUUGGUCUGUUGUCUGCCCCAAGAUUCACAGAAAUAACAUAUAUUCUUUGGACACUGGAGCUGCAAUAUAUUCCAAAUGUUUCAUGGAAAUCAAUAAUUCUCCUUUUCAUAAAUGUUUCAUAGAUUCUGAUGACAAUACAGACCCUGAUUCUCCUUUACAUCUCCAAAUUACCUUGGAUUCUAAAUAUUUUAUGAGCCCUAAAUUUAUUAGACCCCACAAGACUUCUUGGACCAGCUCUUUAUCUCAGUAUCUGUAUCCUAAUAAUCCUGUGGGCAUCUGCUGUCCUCUACACCAGGAAGAUUCUAAAUAUUCCUUGGUUUCAAUUUCUUAUUUAUACUGUGAAAAUUGCUCAGCUCGCCAAAAUCUCAUAAGCUCUACUGUUACCUGUACAUUACCCAUGAAUCCUCAAAAUACCAUGGGCCACCAUAGUACCACUGACCCAAAAAAUUUAAUCAACACCAGCAAUUUUGCUGGUCUUGUGAGUGAGGGCAAGUUCAAUCUUACUGCCAAUCUGGACAAUGAGCCUAAACUGGUCAGUACUGCCAAUCUAAAAAGUAGUAAUGCCAAAGACAAGCCUCUUCUCAAAGAUGAGACAGACCAUGAUGAUUAGACAGACUCUGAAGAUGAGAAUGAUCCUGAAGAUGAAACAGACUCUGAAGAUGAAAACAAAACCAAAGAUAAGAAAGAUCCCAAAGAUAUGUCUGAGUCUGAUGACACUGAUCCCAAAGAUAGCAAUGCUGAAAAUGAUGCAGACACAAAUAAUGGGCCUAGUGGUGAUGCUAACCCUCCAAGUGAAGCUGAUUCCAACAUAGAUGGUGACUUCAGCAAUUGAACUGACUCCAGCAAUAAACCUGACACUAACAUUGAUAAUGCCACUAACAGUGAUACUAACUCCAAAUACAGCACUGAUUCUGAGGGAAAACACACCAACAAUUCAGACAAUGCCUCUGACCUAAACAGUGGUGUUAUUCGAGACUGUGCUGCUGACUCCAACAAUGGCAUUAAUCCAAACUAUACCUCUGGGCUACCAAGUGGAACUGACCUGGACUACACUUCUGGCCCCAGCAAUGCCACAAGGUCAUGCAAUGAUAUUUGCACCAACAAUGGACUGGGCCCCAACAACAUCAGGCCUGGCUCUAAUAUCAAUGGAUCUGGCCUCCAAAACAAUGCCCAUCAUCCCCAAAAUAUCACAUUAGGUCCCAAUAACCCUGGUCCCAGUAGCAAUAGCUCUGGCCCUAACAUCAGUGGCCUUGGCCCCAGCCAUAGCCCUGAACACAAUGACAAUAGCACUGAUCUUGACAAUAAUAACCCUGGCCUUAGAAAAGAUGCUCACUCUAACUAUAAUGUCAGGCUUAGUGACGCUACUAGUCACAAUAGUGCUAUUAGUCCUAACAAGGAUGCCAACUCCAGCUAUGAUAUAAAACCCACCAGUGCUGCUUGCCACAACUCUGCAACUGUCUCAAACCAUGACUCAGAUAUUGACUCUGACCCAGGAUUUACCCAUGUAGUAGGUUCUAGCUUUGUAGUCCACCCCAACUAUAUUGCCAGAAACAGCUAUGCUGUCACCAGAGCUAGUAUUACAGCUAGCAUUGUCAGUGUCACUGACACCAGCAAUACCACUGCUUGCGCUGGUACUAUUAAGCUUAGCUAUACUGCUGGCACUGACUAUGCCUCAGACAGUAACCAUGACCCUAGAUUUACUCAUGUUGUUGGCUCCAACUUUGUCAUCAAUCCCAAUUAUGUCAUAAAUACUCAUAACGGUCACAAGUCUACUAGUACCAGCAAUAUUAAUAGUUUCUCUGAGCCUGAAUUGGAAAUAGGUCCCAGUUCCUCUAUUCCUAAUAUUGUUUAUGACUCCGCUGGCUCCAUGGACUCUGCUAGCUUUAAGUAUGUUACUGAGUCCAAGGAUGUCCUUGAUGCCAAGGAAUCUGGAUUUUUAAAAAUGUCCAGAGUUCAGAAUCCCAUUGGUAUCAAAGAUCAUGCUAGUUUAAACUUUGACUCCAGUUCAAAUAUUCCACUUCCUAGUUUUUAUAUUAUAGUGAAAGCUGAACCACCAGAUGUUCAGAAGUUAACCAUAUCAUUAGGUGCUGUGAAUCAAAUUUUUAAGCUCAUCCUCCACACAGGUAGCAGACAAAACCUUGGCCCUUGA
Manis pentadactyla (Chinese pangolin) is the source of this 3132-nucleotide messenger RNA. RefSeq lists its product as uncharacterized. Lineage: Eukaryota; Metazoa; Chordata; Mammalia; Pholidota; Manidae. The record is from RefSeq and is a predicted model, not a curated record.